Molecule: messenger RNA, 509 nt
Organism: Mytilinidion resinicola
Lineage: Eukaryota; Fungi; Ascomycota; Dothideomycetes; Mytilinidiales; Mytilinidiaceae
Exons: 1
Coding region: 102-509 (135 amino acids)
Source: RefSeq, a predicted model, not a curated record
CACCUAUCUUUCCGAAGAUACGACCACACCACUCACUUCAACCUUCGACAGCUACACGUUUCACGACAAUUCUCCAAUCGUUCUCACCCACCACGCUGAUAAUGUAUACCAACCACUUAGUCUUUACCGCCUUAGCUGCGUUGUUCAGCAUCAGCACGGCGGAUCCAACAUGUGCAGCUGGACAGGCUGGACCUCCUCAAAAGUCCCAAGCCCCAGGUCCGCCUGGUGGAGUGUAUAUGUGCACUGGCUCCAAUUGGUCGGGACAGUGCCAGUAUGUUCAAUCCAUUCCAGGGCAGUGCCACCCUCUAGAGCCUCCAUUCUACCGAUCGACCUCCUCUAUUGGCCCAAAUCCCACGACACAUUGCUGGUUCUGGGACAAUGAUAAGUGCACAGCGGGUGACGCAGCAAAUCCUAACCCGUACAUCAACCUAGUCUAUCCAGGUAACCCUGAUUUACUAGGUCAGGGCUGGAAAGAUAGGGCGCAGAGCUUCAUUUGCGACAUCUAUUAG